Molecule: messenger RNA, 4131 nt
Organism: Closterium sp. NIES-65
Lineage: Eukaryota; Viridiplantae; Streptophyta; Zygnematophyceae; Desmidiales; Closteriaceae
Source: the annotation of a GenBank genome assembly
AUGGUGCGUCGCAGGGAAGGCUACCCCUUCUCACGCUCUCCCGCGCGACCGUCGUGCGCUGCCUCACACCACCCACCUCUCACCUCCCACCGCUGCCCUCCGCGCCCCUCUCCGGGCUGCAUGAUCUCCCCGUACCGUCCAUCCGCUGCCCUUCCUCUCCGCCCCGUCCGUCAGCUCCUGCGCGCAGUUGCUCUGCCCCUCCAUUCACACCUUUCUCCACCGCUCUCCACCGCGCGCAGGUCGUUCUUCGCGUCGGCGAUGGGGUCGUGGGCGCUGUUUGGGCCGCCCAGCUACUGCCUGACGGCGGGCGCCAUGGGCACGCUCGUGUACGCGGUGUGCGCGGGGCUGCCCGUGCUGCUCGUGGCGUGCGUGGGCGCCGCCGUGCACCGCCUCGUGCCGAACGUGGUGUCCAUGGCCGACUAUGUGCGCCGCCGCUUCGGCCUUGGAGCACGUCCAUGGCAAGGCAACACUGGUGACCGCCUCGCCCAUGCCAUGGCGCGCCCAUGGCUCCGGGCUGUGAGGGAGGGAGAGGGGCACAAGGGGCAGAGGUCGAACGCUUUUGGCUCCGAGCCCCAGGUGGUGAUGCCCCGUUCUCAGUGCGUCCGGCCUGUGUGUGGCGUUGCUCUGCUGUGGCCGCCAUCACUCCACCCGCUGCAUGCUGCUCUCGCUCUCCCUCCUCCAACACUCCCGCCCACCACUUGGUGCCGCUGCACACUUCCGUCUGUCCUGUGGCGCGCCUCGUGUCGUCAGCACGGUGGCAUGUGCACAGCAGUCACAGACGGGGCGUGCUGUGCUGCCACCUCAACGCACACCAUGCGUUUCCUGCCUUCACAUUCCCUCCCCCCCCUAUCUCUCUGCACCCAACAACAUCACGGCAGCCCGUUCGCGGUGUACAUAUCACUGUUGGCGGUGGGCAACAUGGGGGUGGCGAUGGCGGCGGAGUACACGGCGCUGGGCGACCUCUUCCACCGCCUGCUGCACGCACCCCGCCUGCCCAUCGUCAUGCUCACAGCCGCCACCGCCAUGCUCUACACCGCUGCCGGCGGGCUCUACGUCUCCAUCCAGGCCCUGGCGAGUCUAAUCUUCACAGCACUGCUCACGGCACACGUGCUCCUCAACUUCCCCUCGCCACUCCCACCGCUGCCCCCUGCCCUGGGGUGGUCGAACCCGCGGGGGGUGGAGGCGGUGCUCUUCAUGCCGCUCUCGCUGCUCGCCACCACGCUCUUCAACGAGGCCAUGUGGCAGCGCUGCUGGGCGUCAGCGAGCGCGGCGGCGCUGCUGGGGGGAGCAGCGCUGGGAGCAGGUGCCAUCACGGCCGUCGUGGGGCUGCUGGGCUUCGCCGGUCUGCUAGCAGCGUGGAGCGGUGUGUACGAGCCGGAAGGCCCGGACGACAGCGGCAACACCAUCCUCUUCUCGCUGUUCCGCGGGCACCCAUGGGCGCUGGUGGCGGUGGCGCUGCUGGCCGUCACCAUGAGCGAGUCCGCUGUGGACUCGCUGCAGAACGCCACCGUUGACGCCGUCGCCGCCCUCCUGCUCGCCCACCCCUCCUGCUCUGCCAGCAGCAAGCGCCGCGUGCAUGAUAAAGAGGGCGGGCAGGGCAGCGUGCAGCGGCAGGAGGAGGCGAGGCUGACACAGGUGCAGUGCACGGAGCAUGUGGAGGCAGGAGGUGGUGCGAGAGAGGCAUCUCAACCUCAACACACGGACCCAUUUCCCCUCGUUCACCGCACCUUGCUAACUCCUUCCUCCUUUCCCACUGCCUGCCCUCUUCUUGCUGGUGCUACCACGGUGCACGCGCCACCUGCCUCUGCCACUCAUCCUGAUCCCGUCCCAUCCGCCUUAGCCCCUCCCCACCAUGGGCCUGGCCUCACCAUCUCCUCUAUCCGAGCCCUCGUUCUCAUCCUCAAUAUACCGCCACUGCUCGUCUCGCUACAAGGCUUCAACGUGCUACAGCUCUUCCUCCUCGUGAACCUCAUCAACACCACGUCCUUCCUGCCUCUGCUGCUCGGCGUGCUGCAAGGCCCCCUCUCCCGUGUCUGCAUCACCCCUGCAUCUUCUGCAACUGGCUGCGCCUCUGGCCUUCUCGCCCUUGUGGUCUGGGCCAAGUCACAACAGCGCCCCGGGGAGACCUAUGUUGAGUCUUUGGCUCGGACGUUUCUAGACGCGUACGAUUAUCCUCCCUAUCUGAUUGCUGUAGGGUUUUCCGCUGUGGGGAUGGCUGUAGGUCCGUCGGAUUCCACGCCGCUUAAGCCACAGAGCGAGUCGUCCGAAGCUCCCCCGCACGGCGGCGCAGAUGCCGCCGCGAGCCACGCGCCGGCCUCCGGCCUACCCGCCUUUCAGUACGCCCACCACCCGCACCACCCCCCCGCGCGCGGGGCGUAUCCGCCGCAGUUCCCGCCUCCCCCGGGCUGCCCGUCCGCCGUGGUGGUGGUGGCGCACGGGGCGAGCGGCGGCGAGUUCCCCGUGUUCUCGCCGGCUCCCAUCCCCGGGCUCUACAUGCUGCCGCCGCGGGUGCCGCCCUCGCCGGAUAUGGUCAUCCUCGGCUACGAGACCUGCGCGCCGCCUACGGGGUGCUGUGCGACGGCGACGCUGAGCGGCGUGGGGUGGCUGGCGGCGAUCGUGGCGUUCAUCUUCUGCUGGCCGCUCACCUGCCUGCCCUGCUGCAUCCCGCAGCUGCACGAGGUACGCCUCAUUCCGCAGCUGCAGGAGGUACGCCUCAUCCCGCAGCUGCACGAGGUACGCCUCAUCCCGCAGCUGCACGAGGUACGCCUCAUCCCGCCGCUGCACGAGGUACGCCUCAUCCCGCCGCUGCACGAGUUGAAUGAGAGGAGGCUUACACUCUCCUCACACCCCUUACACUCUCCUCACACCCCUUGCACUCUCCUCACACCCCUUGCACUCUCCUCACACCCCUUGCACUCUCCUCACACCCCUUGCACUCUCCUCACACCCCUUGCACUCUCCUCACACCCCUUGCACUCUCCUCACACCCCUUGCACUCUCCUCACACCCCUUGCACUCUCCUCACACCCCUUGCACUCUCCUCACACCCCUUGCACUCUCCUCACACCCCUUACACUCUCCUCACACCCCUUGCACUCUCCUCACACCCCUUGCACUCUCCUCACACCCCUUACACUCUCCUCACACCCCUUGCACUCUCCUCACACCCCUUGCACUCUCCUCACACCCCUUGCACUCUCCUCACACCCCUUGCACUCUCCUCACACCCCUUGCACUCUCCUCACACCCCUUGCACUCUCCUCACACCCCUUGCACUCUCCUCACACCCCUUGCACUCUCCUCACACCCCUUGCACUCUCCUCACACCCUUGCACUCUCCUCACACCCCUUGCACUCUCCUCACACCCCUUGCACUCUCCUCACACCCCUUGCACUCUCCUCACACCCCUUGCACUCUCCUCACACCCCUUGCACUCUCCUCACACCCCUUGCACUCUCCUCACACCCCUUGCACUCUCCUCACACCCCUUGCACUCUCCUCACACCCCUUGCACUCUCCUCACACCCCUUGCACUCUCCUCACACCCCUUGCACUCUCCUCACACCCCUUGCACUCUCCUCACACCCCUUGCACUCUCCUCACACCCCUUGCACUCUCCUCACACCCCUUGCACUCUCCUCACACCCCUUGCACUCUCCUCACACCCCUUGCACUCUCCUCACACCCCUUGCACUCUCCUCACACCCCUUGCACUCUCCUCACACCCCUUGCACUCUCCUCACACCCCUUGCACUCUCCUCACACCCCUUGCACUCUCCUCACACCCCUUGCACUCUCCUCACACCCCUUGCACUCUCCUCACACCCCUUGCACUCUCCUCACACCCCUUGCACUCUCCUCACACCCCUUGCACUCUCCUCACACCCCUUGCACUCUCCUCACACCCCUUGCACUCUCCUCACACCCCUUGCACUCUCCUCACACCCCUUGCAACCUCCACCGCUUAUGCACUCCCACACACAUGCACGUGCGCCCACACUCUCAUACCUGCUCGUCACCCACCCCCCCUCCCCCCCACCCUCUUUUGCCCCCCACAGAGGUGCCAGCGCCCUGUGUUCGGCUACCCUCCUGCUGAUCCCGCCCCUGGCUUCCCCGCAGCCCCUCUCUGA